Messenger RNA from Pieris rapae (cabbage white), 5659 nucleotides. It is a transcript of the gene DAAM, whose product is annotated as disheveled-associated activator of morphogenesis 1. NCBI's taxonomy places the organism in Eukaryota, Metazoa, Arthropoda, Insecta, Lepidoptera, Pieridae. The coding region runs from base 410 to 3898 and encodes 1162 amino acids. Gene Ontology annotation, molecular function: small GTPase binding; actin binding. The record is from RefSeq and is a predicted model, not a curated record. The transcript has 21 exons. Gene Ontology annotation, biological process: positive regulation of actin filament polymerization; actin cytoskeleton organization.
UAUAGUUUCGUAGCACACCAUAUAAGUUUGUACCAUGCAUUUUCUAUGUGUUUUCUCUGGCAUCGCCCGGUGAAUGGUUGUUUUCAUUCAGUCACCUGUCUGUCUUCGCGGAGACCGCUCGCAAAGAAUCGCGUGUGAUGUGACCGUUAUUUCGUGUUUUUUGAUGAAGUAUGUUAAUUUUUGCUGGUUGUUUGCUUAUUCGAUAACUCAAAAAUUUAUGAGUGUUGACGUCGUAGUGAUAACGUGUGACAAGCGGUAAACAAAAAGGACCAUAAUAUCUUUAAACAAAGCUUAUAAAAAACAAGGAAUAACGGUCGAUGCUAAAGUGCCUCGUAGACUUAACGGAGUGUGAACAAAAACAAAUAGAUAUUAAAAUGUGAUAGAACAGUGAACAGUGAAAUACAACAAAAUGUGCAGCAAGGAUCAGAUAACACACAUCCUUGGGAAGAUCAAUGUGGGUCUUCCAUCUUGGUCUCGCGGUCUGGAGGCGGCGGAGGCAGCGCGCGCGCGGCUCGUGCGCUGGGCGUGCGGCGAGCCGACGCCAGACCCUGACCCGCCGCGGAAGAAGAUGCCGCACGCCCUACGACGCAGGUGGCCUAUGUGCCCCUGUCUACAGAAUGAUGAACCACCAGAGAUUACAUAUUGCGUGGUGGGCGGGGAGGGCGGCCUGGCACUGCAGGCGGUCACGCCCACGCACCCCAUGCCCUCACAGGACGAGCUGGACGCCAAGUUCGCUGAACUUGUAGAGGAACUAGACCUAACAGCAGUGAACAAGGCGUUGAUGAUGGAGCUUCCAGCCGCCAAAAAGUGGCAGAUAUACUGCAGUCGCCGCCCGCCCCCGGGACAACCUUCCGCCCUAGCGACGGCGCCCCAAGUUGAGGAAUACAUCAAGGCACUUAAUGAGAUAGCCGAUGCCUUUGCAUCAUCAGAAAGUGGUUCACCAACUGACGCCUGUGCACUAGUCGAUGGUCUGAAAACUGCCUUACGCACAAGAGCCCAUAGCUUUGUCCUCCGAUUCAUCAAGCAAGGAGGUCUCACCUCACUCCUUGAAGCCUUGCAGAAAGCGCCUCGAGAUGCUGCAAUGACGAGGCAUAAUCUUAUCGCUGGGAUUAAGGCGCUCAUGAAUAAUUCUACUGGCCGUGCACACGUCUUGGCCCAUCCGACCAGUAUCGACUUAAUAGCUCAAUCGCUGGACACAGAAAAUGUUAAAACGAAAGUGGCAGCCCUUGAAAUCCUUGGCGCAGUUUGUCUUGUACCGGGAGGACAUAAGAAGGUACUUGAAGCAAUGAUCCAUUAUCAAAAAUACGCGGGUGAAAGGGCUAGAUUUCAAGGCAUCGUGAAUGAGCUAGACCGUAGUACGGGUGCCUACCGGGACGACUUGGGUCUUAAAACGGCCAUCAUGUCCUUUGUGAAUGCCGUACUGAAUUAUGGCCCUGGAGAGGAAAGCCUGGAGUUCAGACUACAUUUGCGGUACGAGCUGCUUAUGUUGGGAAUACAACCAGUCAUUGAGAAAUUGCGUAAAUAUGAGAAUGAGACCCUCGACCGUCAUAUCGAAUUCUUCGAGAUGGUCCGGACGGAGGACGAGAGGGAGUUAUCUCGACGCUACGACAAGCAGCACGUCGACACGAAGAGUGCGACGGAAAUGUUCGACUUGUUGCGAAAUAAGUUGAGCCAUACCGCCGCGUACCCGCAUCUAUUGUCUAUGCUCAGGCACAUGUUGUUGCUGCCAUUGGAGUACAACCCUCACGCUCAACACUGGUUGCUGGUGGACCGAGUGGUACAGCAGGUGGUGCUUCAGCAGCCAUCCGCUGGCAGCCGAGCAAGCAGCCACCAGGGAGACCACCCUGAAGAAAACCCCAAGCACUAUGACCCAGAUGUAGCUCCGUUGGAAAUAAAUGUUGCCGAAAUCGUACAUUUGCUCGCGAAAGAAGAGGAACUCGUUGCUGCUCGGACCAAAGCCGAAAAUCUGGAAAAGGAAAAUGUCGACCUGGCAACAGAACUGGCUAAGAAGGAGAAGCAAGUGGACCAGCAGAGCCAGGAGCGAGAAGAGCUAGAAGGUGUGGUCGGCCGCCUCAAAGACCGCCUCGAGAGGGAAACAGCAGCCCACAUGGAGUGUACUGAAAGGGCCCGAGCCAGUGCUUGUAGGGCUCAUCAGUUGGAACAGCAGUUGAACCAAGAGAGAACGGAACGUGCCAGAUUUGAAAAACUAGUCAGCGAAGGAAGCAUACCUGAUGAUGCUAAGGUCAGCAACCUCAAAAGUGCAGUGAUCACUUGCUCAAUCCCACCUCCUCCCCCACCCCCAAUAAUUUCCAUUCCCCCACCUUCCGCACCCGCCCCGCCGCCUGCUCCCCUUGCCCCCAUGGCCCCGGCCGCUCCGAGGCCCAAGAAGAAUGUACCAACACCAGGAAAUCCCUUGAAGAGCUUCAACUGGAGCAAACUUCCCGAUACGAAGUUACACGGAACGAUUUGGCAGGAGUUGGACGAUACGAAGUUGUACAACGCGAUUGAUUUGCACGCCAUUGACAAGAUGUUCUGCGCUUAUCAGAAGAAUGGAGUACAGAACGAGGGCUCUGUCGAAGAUCUAAGACAACUGGGUUCAAAACCGAGAACGAAGAUUUUGUCAGUGAUAGAUGGAAGACGGGCUCAGAACUGCACCAUACUGCUGUCCAAACUGAAGAUGUCCGAUGAAGAAAUAUGCAGAGCAAUCCUCCGAAUGGACAGUUCAGAACAGUUACCCAUCGAUAUGGUUGAGCAGUUAUUGAAGUUCACGCCCAGUGCUGAAGAAGCCGCCUUGCUGGAGGAGCACCAGGACGAACUGGACAGCAUGGCGAGAGCUGAUCGGUUUCUUUAUGAGAUUUCCAAAAUCCCUCAUUACCACCAACGCGUCCGAACAUUACUAUUCAAGAAGAAGUUCUCGGCUGCGGUGGCCGAGGCCAGCGCCCGCGCAUCUGUUGUUCUUCGUGCUGCUAGGGAUCUGACUCGUUCUAGAAGACUUAGGACUCUUUUGGAAAUCGUUUUAGCUUUGGGAAAUUAUAUGAACCGCGGUGCUCGUGGCAAUGCAUCCGGUUUCCGGUUGUCUUCUCUGAACAAGUUAGCUGAUACCAAGUCCAGUGUGACGAGAAACACCACGCUCCUUCACUACCUUGUCGAAAUGCUGGAGACACAGUUCAAAGAUGUUCUCCUCCUCGAAGAAGACUUACCCCAUGUAAGAGCAGCAGCCAAAGUCUGCAUCGAGCAGUUGGAGAAGGAUGUCAGUGCUCUAAGGACAGGUCUUCGCGAAGUUUCCCGUGAAUUGGAGUACCACGCCUCGUUGCCUGCGCCUGCGCAGUCCCACGACGCCUUUUUGUCUGUCAUGAGGGACUUCCACGCGCACGCUGUAUGCUCGUUUACACAACUUGAGGAUCUUUUCCAGGACAUGAAGAGCCGUUUAGAAUCGUGUGCGCACGCGUUCGGCGAAGAGCCAUCAGCGUCGCCCGAAUUGUUGUUCGGAGCUUUGGACAGCUUUCUAACACAGCUGGUGGAAGCAAGGGCUGAAUGUGAUGCUACCAGGAGGAGACGGGAUGAAGAGGAGAGGAGAACUCGACAUGAACAGGAGCUUAAAAAACGUACAAUGGAGCGUAAACAGAGCUCAAGCCUACUCGGUUCUGUCGGCAAAUCUCUCGGUAAGGACUGCAACGGACACGCGAACGGCGACACCUCACGUGAUGGAACCCUCACAAAUGGCCAAAAGGGUGAGUUCGAUGACCUCAUCUCAGCUUUGAGGACCGGUGACGUAUUCGGAGAUGACGUAGCGAAGUUCAAAAGGUCCAGGAAGACCUCCAAAGCUAGUCACAAAGGACGGGACUCCCCACCUAGAGGCAUUUGUAGGGAAGACUCGAGAGAACGGCAAAAACGCUAAGACUGUAUUGCAUUAUUCUGGAAUGUAUUAUCGAACGUAUUCUGUAUUGAUUUACCACAUAUCGUAUAGAUCUUGACUAAGGCAGUCUUAUAAUUUGCCAUAGAUCUGCAUUGUAAAUCGAAGUAUUACAAUAUUUGUAAUUGUUUUAACACACUCUGUAUUGUAUUAUUCUGGAAUGUAUUAUGGAAGUAUUCUGUAUUGUAUUAUCGCAUAUCGUAUGGGAGUUCCCUAAGACAGUCUUACUUUGAGAGUGAUCUGCAUUGUAAAACCAAGUAUUGCAAUAUUCGGAAUUGUUUCAACACAUUCUGUAUUGUAUUAGUAAUUGACUAAGAUGGUUGGAAUUGAAUAAAUGCAUGUUUUGUAUAUAUAAAGGUGAAUUAAUGCCGAUUAGACUGAUUUAAAUGGUGACCAAAAGGCGGCCUAUUAACAGCAUUAUGACAGAUACAUCAAAGGCUGUUCAUUAAUUUGACGUAAAAUUACACCAGUGACGUAAUAUAUAUUCCGAUUAUAAUAUAUGUAAGGAAAGUUUUGAUCGUACAGUUUAGGAAUUUUGUAAUGGAUUUGAAUUUACCUUUUGGGAGCAGUGUAAUCUUAUACAAGUGAUAUAUUAGAUUAAUCUUUUGUUUGUGUUGGCGGAAUUUUUAAUCGUCACGAAAUAUUUAAAUUGAUGAUUGGAAACUUCGUUAUCAGUGCCAAUAUUUCAAUUGGGAGAUUGAUUAAUUUUCGUGGUUACAUCAACCAAAACCAGACCGUUUUAUACGUUUUUAUAAAUUUUCAUACUGACUGAACAAUUAUUAAGACUGUAUUUAUUCCAUUGAUUCAUUUUGCUCAUUAACACAGAAAAAGUUUUUAUAUAGAAUUUUUUAAAUUGGUAUUUGCUCAUGUUGACUUUGCAUAACAUAGACUAUAGAGAAGAGUUUUAUUGACAAGUGACAUAGGGAUCGAAUAAUAACCAUAGAGCUUUGAAGUAAAUAAGUAACUUGAGGUAAUAAAGAUGCCGUUUUAAUUAAUAUCAAAAGUGUCUAUGUGUUGUUGAUCUGUAAGUUUGACAAAGAUUUUAACGCUAGUACUAAAAGAUAUUACAUUCAAUAGUUCACUUUUGGCACCGUACUACCAACAGCUCUGAUGUAAAAGAUUAAUUCAAAUAAAUAAUUCUGUAUCUCUCUCUAUACCAAGAGUAUCUCUAAUAAACGACAUCCAAAAUCGAAGAAGGAAUCAUAUGUAUUUAUCACAUAUAGGCAUGAGUUUUCUCAAACUUACAGAGUGUCCUCUUUCAACCUGUCAAUGUCAGUGAUACAUUCUACUAUCUAUGCUUGUUGAUUCAUCGAAUGUAACACGCAUAAACCCAUAAAGGUUUUAUGUAAUUGAUUAAUAAAAAUAGAACAAUUGCUAGUCUAGGCUGUAGAUUAAUCAUUGUUUCUUAUAUUGAGUGUUAUUGACAAUAGAAAUUGGAAUAUCUUUAUUAAAAUGGCCAAUCACGGAGAGAUGAUGAUGACUUGGGAUUUAUUUUCGUGUGAAUUAUGAAGGUUUAGAAUAAAAUCCUUCGCCUAAUGGUGGCAUAAUUUUGAUUAUUAACUUCGAAGUUUUUGAUAUAAUUAUACAAUAUUUUUAAUCUUACGUAAUGAGAUUAAUAGUGAUUCAGUUUAGUUUUUAAUGUAAAUAUUAAUUAAUAAUCUGUUACCGUGACAUGGAAAUCAAUUAUUUAUUAAAAUAACUAUAGUUUUGUCAUGUAAAUGUUUAUUAUUUUGUUCAGUAUUGCUU